Messenger RNA from Oncorhynchus masou masou (cherry salmon), 447 nucleotides. RefSeq names its product acidic leucine-rich nuclear phosphoprotein 32 family member B-like. Bases 1 to 384 code for a protein of 127 amino acids. Lineage: Eukaryota; Metazoa; Chordata; Actinopteri; Salmoniformes; Salmonidae. The record is from RefSeq and is a predicted model, not a curated record. The transcript has 3 exons.
AUGUCUGAACUGGGUUCUGGCUGCCGUGUUCAUACCAUGUCUGAACUGGGUUUUGGCUGCCAUGUUGCAGCCCAGAGAAGCUCACAACAGGGUCCAGAGAUGGCAUCAGUGAAGCUGGAAGACUGCAGUCAAACAGUGGAACUCAAUGUGAUUGUCAAAGAGGAGGAGGAGGAGCGAGAAAUCGAGGAGGAGGAGGAAGAAGAGGAUGAGGAAGAUAAUGACAUUGACUCUGAUAUGGAAGAAGAGGAGGACCAGAAAGGAGGAGGUGUGGCUAACCCAGGGCUUGUUAUUGUUAAAAGAGAGGAUGAGGAGGAGAGGGACAGAGAGAAGGAUGAAGAGGAGGAGGAGGAAGGUGUGGAUAGGACCAAGCCAGGUAAUCACUGAUCAGAACAUGCAUCCAGAGGAGGAGGUGGGGGAUGGAGAGGAGGAGGAAGGUAUAGAUGGGAC